GUACUCAUACUCACUGUCGCGGGCCCGAGCUCCCAGUGGCCAGGUACAGGAGAGUAGCCAGGACCUUUUAACGACGGGCAAUCCAAAAGACGACAUGGAACGCGAGGGGUGCGGAAGUUAUUUGUGGCUAUUUAUCGGCACGUGUCUCGUCGUACUCAUGGCGACCAUGGUGGCAAUUGUGGUCUACGUCGAGUGCUUCUACAAGUGGCGGUUUCCGCUCCGGAUUGACUGCAACUUGGAUCACGCGGGGCUGAACUACACCAAAUGUCUACAGCGAGGGUGCAAGUACGUAGUCACGGAUGGACACUUGCCCGUUUGUUUCUUCCCCGAAGGCUACGGCUAUGAACAACUUGGCGAUGUGACCGAGCAAGGCGAUGGAGGAUUCAGCAUUAGGCUUCGCAGAAAAGCGACCCCACCUUUGUUUGGAGGAGAGUUUAACGACGUCCUUUUCAGCGUCUCCUACGAGACGGACACCAGUCUCAGGUUGCAGGUGGCACCAGCGAACGUUAAAUUGGAACGACGGCCCAUGGCACAACGCAAAAGUACAUCGGAAAAAACGAGGAAGUACACCCUGUCGUACAGCGAACGGGGAGAAACCUUCGGCGUCGUUGUGACUCGCAGAGACAACGGGAAAAUCUUAUUUGACACCAGGUUACCGGGAACCGCUCUGGCGGAGCAGUUUCUUCAGAUAUCGACUCGAAUAGCGUCAGAAAAUGUAUUCGGGCUCGGAGGCGCCGGCUCCAAGUCAACUCUCAAGAACGACCUGAACUGGAGAGUUACAUCAUUCUUUACAGAGAAGGCACCGAACGACGAAUCAAACAGUCAUUCUGGAGCGCAUCCCUUCUACAUGGUAGUCGAGGAAGAUGGCAGAGCGCACGGAGUAUUUCUGAACACCAGCUACCCUAUGGAUGUUCUAAUGCAGCCGUCUAUGGCCACAUUUAGGACGAUCGGCGGUAUCUUGGAUUUUCACCUCUUUCUGGGCGAGUCUCCAGAGGACGUCAUUCGUCAGUUCACAGAGUUGAUCGGACGACCGGCGUUUCUACCUGUUUGGGCAUUGGGGCCCCAUUUGGCUCUCAGAGGAAACAAUAUCAGUCCGAACGCAGCGUUGUCCCUGGUUCAGAAGCUCAAAACAAGAGUCUUUGAAAUGUCAGCAGUGUAUAUAAAUUGGGGCUACACCGGAGUGGAGAAUGCUGCCGCUGAUUCCGGACUUUCGAAAAAAAUGCAUGCGGUCCGGGAACAACUCAAAACUACGGACGUGAGACUCUACUUAAGAGCCGAUCCUGUUGUAUUACUGGAAGACUCCUCAAGGGACGAGGUUAAAUCUUUCCUGCUCACAAAUUCCAAUCGAUCCCAGAGCACAGUUGGCGAUAUUGGCUUCAUUGAUUUCACCAAUGAAAAAGCUGUGGAAUUUUGGAAAACCAGGUGCAGCUUGCUUCAGGACAGGAUUGGGUUUGAUGGACUUGUUCUGGAACUCAAUGAGCCGAGUUAUCCGACUCAAGUGAACCAGACCCUUGGACGCUGUCCUGAUAACAAGUGGAAUCGGCCCCCUUACACCGUAGGCCAAAAGAAGAAUAUGUUUGAUAACACCAUUUGCGGUCAUGCGAUGCAGGAUGGAGGGACGCACUACAGUCUUCAUAACAUGUAUGGGUACCGCCAUUCUAAAGCAACGUGGAGAUGUCUGGAGCUCCUGGGUGCAAGGAAAAACGAAAGACAGGUCAUCCUGAGUAGUUCAACGUUUUCGGGAUCCGGACAAUAUGCUGGACAUUGGUUUCACGAGCCCGACUGCACCUGGGAAAAUCUUAAAAAGGCGGUGGUCAAAACCGUCGAGUUCUCAAUGUUAGGCGUGCCUCAUACUGGUGGUUCGUGCAGGUGCACAUCCAACCUAGAUGGCGUGUGCUUGGCAUGGAUGCAUGCAGCAGCCUUCUUUCCGCUCUUUAUAAACGAGGCCUCGGCCGAGAUGGAAGCAGAGGUCUCAAGCCUGUCAGACACAGAUGUCAACGCAACAACGGCAACACUGCUCGACGCGAAUUCAACUUGCCACGCGACGCGGCAUCAGUUGAUACCUUAUUUCUACACGCUGUCUCAUGAAGCUCACACGGAGGGAGUCCCUGCCGUUCGGCCUCUUUUUUUCGAAUUUCCCAAGGACAAAAAGGCUGCUGACGUUAGCUACCAGUUUAUGUGGGGCUCUUCUGUGCUGGUGUCUCCCAGAGUUGACAAGGGCCCUGAAGUGGAGGCAUAUUUUCCCCCAGGCAUCUGGUACAACUUUCACAACGGAAGUAUCAUCAAUGCAUCCAGUGGACAAACCAUCAUUUUCCCGGCUUCCGAAAGUCAAGCCCAUGUCCAUAUCAGAGGGGGGUACAUUGUUCCAACAUAUAUUCCUGAGCAACCGGCCAUCAGGGCACUAAGUCUCUUUGUUGCCCCAGACAGGGAAAGUAAAGCGGAUGGAGCUUUGUACUGGGACGACGGAAUCACGUACCAUGAGAACAUUCGAGAUGCGCCUCAUAUUAAAGGAACGUUCGCUUUUAAAACGGCUGGGAAAGAUUUUGAGAUGUCCAUAAACAUGAAAGAAAUCCAAAGUCCCGAUGAUUCCUGGAUGCUCACCAUUCAAGACGUGACAGUGCACGGGAUUCGUGAAGUCUCUAAUGUCUCACUGGAGAGCAGCGCAGGAAGGAAAGAUAUUUCGUUUACUCAUGACUCUGAGAUCGAAGUCCUGAGGAUAUCUCCAGUCAACAUUUCUUCAGGAAGCUACACAAUAAAAAUAUGGACUUAG
Messenger RNA from Ixodes scapularis (black-legged tick), 2770 nucleotides. RefSeq names its product probable maltase-glucoamylase 2. The record is from RefSeq and is a predicted model, not a curated record. Gene Ontology annotation, biological process: carbohydrate metabolic process. The coding region runs from base 95 to 2770 and encodes 891 amino acids. The transcript has 22 exons. Gene Ontology annotation, molecular function: alpha-1,4-glucosidase activity; carbohydrate binding. Lineage: Eukaryota; Metazoa; Arthropoda; Arachnida; Ixodida; Ixodidae.